CAGUCAAAUCAGGCCUGCAAACGUGAGCACAAGUGAAGAAGGAAGUUCAAGACGCAGUUUCUCAGGUAUUCCAAUGUUUUUUGCCAAUAAACUUGGUGAGAAUGUUGCUGGCUAAUGCCAUAGAGUACCUACAAACUCUAGUCUUCCCCUUCCUGUGGUUUGUUUGCAAAUCGGCCUUGAACUAAAACAGACUGCAGUGUAUAGUUUCAAUAUCAUGAGCUCUUUGAGUCAAGAUACAUUGCUUAUGCAUUUCCUGCAGAUUUGAAGUGAAACCUACUCAAUUUGAAGUGAAACGGGUUGAAUUUGAAAGGAAACAUCCUCGUUAUUUUGAUAUUUGAACACUGGUGCAAGGUGUAAGAUGGAGCAUGGAUCAAACCCUCAUUUGGAAUCUCCAGAGCCAGAGCUAGAUGAGCUAGAAAUGAAUGGUCUCGAAGCGGAAGGGAAAGUGAGUAAGUCGGUUAGUUUUCACGAGGACAACGGAACUGACGAAACUAACGCCAAUGGAGCAACACCACCGCCACCGAGUCAGCAGAAAGAUGGCCUUAUAUCCCAUGAGAAUGAAGAACUCAGGGACCGGGUCACCAACCUUGAGAAGAAGGUUGAGCAGCAGGAGGAUGAGAUUCUAUGCCUUAAGAGUGCGCUGUCUGACGUCAUCCGACGUAUGACCGUACUCGAAAACACAAAAGGUAAUUGUAAAUGUUAUUUGCUGCAUGCUAAAAAUCCCUACACAGGUGUCCAUGCAAUUACGCGAGAAACCUCAGAUGUGUUAAGCACAGCGCCAAUGUCGGCGCCAAAACCAAAAUAUCGCGGUAUGGUAGGCCCGAAGAUGCCGCCAAAAUCGUCUGGAAGAUCAAGAAGUCCAGUCCGUCCAUCUAUGGGUACAGCUGAUCGCUAUCGGCAGACUCACCCUGGUGAUAAUAACCGGAGUCGUAACUCACAAAAAGUGGGCAGUUCACCAUUGCGAUCCCAUAGUGUGGAGCGCUUAAACUUCAAUGAGCGUCGCAACCAAAUGCGGGCAUCCAAAUCAGUAGAGAACCUUCGAAGAUCAGAACCGUUACCCCUGAAAUUAGCACCACAGAGACCUUCAGCAAAACAGACAACUACUCCUGGACGAUUGAGGCCAGAGACACCGAAACGACAAACAAGAAGUUAUCCUUCAAAAGGGAAGAGCAGUUCUGGUAGUAUGUCCCCCAGCACGCCGUCCGAUGUUCUCUCCCCGACUGAAGAAUUCAUCACUGUCCAGACGUCCUACAAGGUCGAAUCCAAACCAAACAACUGCGACUUUAAAGGCAGUGGAUCAGGUAUGAAGGUGACCUUGAGGAAAGGCAGCCAAGGUAGCGGAGAUGGUGACGACUUUCGACAGAAACGCUCCCAAGCUGUUGAGGUGCAUCCAAGACGUCUUUCCAAGACUCUUAGUCCUGACGCGGAGGAUUAUACUUAUGAAGGCUUGGUGAAUGACCCUGACCUCGAUUUCGAGGUUGCUGAGACAAUGAUUGAGAUAAUGGAUGAGGAAUCCUCACAGAAUAACCUUCUGCCAUCCAAAACCUCGGUGAAAAGCAUAGUCCACAAAAGCGCACACCGGCCGUCGCCAUCAGCUUCUGCUCGUCGUACAACAUCUGCAGAUGGCAUCUCAAUCUCGCUGCGUCAUUCCCCGAAGGGAUCGCCAAGAAAUACCGGGUCACCUUCGAUGAAAAAAUGGGCCUCCGCCUCCAUACCUGCCAAUGCAGCCGACCAAAAUGGCACGGCACCAAAACGUUCGGAAUCAGUGACUAGCUUACCCAGCAAACAAACCCCACCCACCAAACGAGAGUCAAUUUCUCAUCGUCAGAGUAAUAAAGAGCCAGGUUUCAUGAAAGAGGAUGGCUAUCUCAAACUGUUCAUGAGAGGCAGGCCAGUCACCCUGCAUGCGCCAACGGAACUGAUCGAGAAUUACGAUGUCACUAAAGCUGGCCAGGCUUCCACAGAAAAACUCAAGCUCGAAUGGGUGUAUGGUUAUCGAGGGCGUGACUGCCGGUCCAACGUCCAUUUCCUACCCACUGGGGAGAUUGUUUAUUUCAUUGCCUCGGUGGUUGUAUUGUAUAAUGGUGAGGAGCAGAUGCAGAGGCAUUACCUGGGACAUAAUGAUGACGUCAAGUGUUUGGCAGUGCAUCCAGACAAGAUAACGAUAGCCACAGGUCAGGUGGCUGGCCAUGAUAAAGCCUACGGGAAGAUGUCAGCACAUCGGACAAGCCCCAGCAGCAGACGCAAGCCCACGCAACCUGAUCCUAGUUUAUACCUGCCGCAUGUUCGAGUAUGGAACUCAGUCAGCCUGGCAACCAUGCACAUCAUUGGCCUCGGAGAUUUCGAUAGGGCCGUCUGCUGUCUUUCAUUCUCAAAAGCGGAUGGUGGUAUGUACCUGUGUGCUGUAGAUGAGGGCAAUGACCACAUCCUUUCAAUAUGGGACUGGCAAAAUGGAGACAAAGGUAGAAAGGUCACAGAAACCAAGUGCUCCCAAGAACCAGUAUUAGCCGCAGAAUUCCAUCCAUUUGAAAAGAACAUGAUUGUGACGUGUGGUAAAAGUCAACUUGCCUUCUUCACCUUGGAUAAUGGGUCAAUCAACAAGAAACAAGGUGUAUAUGAGAAAUAUGACAAACCCAAGUAUGUGCUGUGUCUGACGUUUGCUGAGAAUGGUGAUGUGAUAACUGGUGAUUCCAAUGGCAACAUAUUUGUCUGGCCAAGAGGGACCAAUAAGAUCGGCACAGCCGUGAACGGUGCCCAUGAUGGUGGCAUCUUCUCGAUGUUGAUAUUGAAAGACGGCAGUUUGCUAUCGGGAGGUGGCAAGGAUAGAAAGAUCGUCCAGUGGGACUCUAGCUGGAACCGGAUGGAAAAAGAAACCACUCUUGCUGAACAGUAUGGUGCUGUGAGGACACUCACUCAAGGGCGCGGCAACAUGAUCCUGGCUGGGACGACGAAGAAUAGCAUCUUGCAGGGAACUCUAGAUCUGGAAUUCAGCCCUGUUGUGCAGGGUCACACAGAUGAGCUGUGGGGUCUAGCUAUCCACCCCAACCAGCACCAGUUCCUCUCAUGUGCAUACGAUCGCCACGUUUACCUGUGGGAUGCACUGACUCAUACUGUCGUCUGGUCAAAGGAAUUAAACGACAUGGCACAUUCCGCAUGUUUCUACCCAGAGGGUGACAUUGUAGCCAUUGGUACCCAGACAGGUCGUUGGCUGGUCAUUGACACAACUGCUAGAGAAAUUAUUGCUGUCCAUACAGAUGGCAAUGAGCAGAUUGAAUGUUUAGAAUACUCCCCUGAUGGUCGUUUCAUCGCGAUCGGAUCACGAGAUAACAGCAUCUAUGUGUACCAGACCACAGAAGGUGGCAGGAAGUACAGCCGAGUCGGCAAAUGCACUGGCCAUUCUAGUUUCAUUACACACUUAGAUUGGUCAGAGGACAGUCAGUUCAUACAGUCAAACUCAGGGGAUUAUGAAAUCUUAUACUGGUCAUCCUCAAAUUGUCACCAGGUGCCAUCUGCUUCCAACAUGAGAGACGUGAAAUGGAAAACACAAAGCUGUACGCUAGGAUUCACAGUGGCAGGUAUCUGGCCUGAGGGAGCUGAUGGUACCGAUGUGAAUGCCUGUGCCAGGUCCCAUCAGCAGAAGGUCCUAGCUAGUGCCGAUGACUAUGGCAAAGUCAACCUAUUCUCCUACCCAUGUUGUCAACCAAAGACUACAGCACACAUCUACAGCGGUCACAGUAGUCAUGUGACAAACGUUAAAUUCCUGUACGAUGAUAGCCGAUUGUUGUCGGCUGGCGGAAAGGACACUGCGCUCAUGCAAUGGGAGAUUAUUUAAAUCAUGAUUGGAUGAUUCUUCUUGCAUAUUUUGGAAUUGAUAUGAACACUUAUUGGAAAUGGCGAGCAGAUUUUCUAGAAGUUCUUUUCUAAUGUGUUUUUGCUGAAAAGGAAAGUCUUUUGAAACAUCAAUGUUAUAUGGUAAUCAACUAGUAAUGCAUUUGUUUUGAAAAAAAUUGAAAAUCUGUCUCAUAUGGAUGGACACAUGGAAAUGUUUUCAGUAGCGAAAUAAGAGGUCUUUGAUUUGAAACACGGAACCAACUGUUUCUGGCCUGAGCUGAACUCAUACUGUAAGCCUUAAAUUUUCAUGAUGCUAAAUGAUGCCGAAUUUGCUAAUGAAGAACAACCGGGUCAAGCUGAAGAAUCUCGCCUACGACUAGUGUCCUAUCUCAGAUUUAUUUGAGAGUUGGGUUCCAAAAGUGUUAUCCAUGAGCGUUCACUUUAUAGUAAUUGUUCAUCUAAUGCAUAAAAAGCUUGAAAUUUUGUUUGAAAAGGUGUGUUUUCUAACUGCACUUGUAACCAAAUGUAUCUGUAGAUCGACUCUUGUAUGAAACACAGCUUGUUCGACUGUUAUCUUAUAGUCUAUGUUUUGUAUAUCAGUGUUGCAACUUUUAUACGUGGCUCACCAGAUCUUUGUGUCACUGGGCCUAAAACUACCUGUAGAAAGCUGCAGAUGACCUUGCUCCGUCAAUGAGGAGCGCAUUUUUGGAUGGACAUAUGAAUUGUUGCUUGCUUCAAACACCCUAAGCUAAGUUGAAAUCAAAGCUUUUUUUCAAGAAAUUUAAGAUUAUUACCUGUGGUAUGGUUUUUUGUAAGUUUACACAUUCCCCAUUAAACUAGGCUUGAUAAAGGAUUUGAUAGAGAUUCCAGAGUUAUGAAGUAAAAGUAGUAAAAAAAUUACAUCUAAACAAGUUGCUUUGCUUAGGAGAACAUGUGUGAACUGCUACUAUGCCAUUGGAAAACUCUUGGGUUGUUGGUUUAAAGAUGUAAUUUUGUUCCUAGGUUUUUGUCAAAGUAUUUGAUCGUCAACCAGUGGUUAUAUGUAUAGCACUAUGAUUAUUUCACUGAAUCAUUCCUCAGUAUUAUCAUUUCAUCAAAAACAAGUCUUAAUGAAAAAACUCAUCAGACCACUGCUUGAAUAGCUUCAUCUAGUUUUGCAAAUUCAAACCAUUUUUGUAGCAAUACCCAUGCACGAAUUGAAAAAAAUAUCCAUUAUCAAUUGUGAAUAUUUGUAAAAGUUCUUGCAAUAAUUUAUUAGAUUGAAUGAUUACUGCAUUACAUGAGGUCAUAACAUAUCUGCAAGGCCACUUGUCCGUUGCGUGUCCUGUUUCACGUUUAACUGAAAAUCUUAUUCAGAAUGUAUGAAUAGAUAUUUUCAUUGUUUAUGUUAAAUUAAAUCAAUGUCAGUUUAAUAGAUGGGGCACUUGUGGACUGCCAUCGCUGAUUUUUAAAGAACAUUACGGAUAUUGUCAAUUUUCAGCUCGAUGUGCUGACAGUGAAUAUGCGUGUAAAUGAGAGCCUAAAGUUUUGUAAUUGACUGGACGAUGGUGGGAACUUGUACAUACCAUUUACUUUCUUACCAAGUACAUUCAUCAGUUCAUUUUCUUACUUUCUUCAGCUUGUUUUGUUGUUUUCCUCAGUUAGUUUGCUCCCUACCAAUUUGGAUAAGAUUGGGAUAAUAACAAGCGCGAGUUGUAACUUCUGCUGCGUGUAAAGUUUGUGACGUCUUUUUUUAUUUAAAGUGUGUGGGUCUUUGAAUAAUAGCAUGUUGAAUUCAAUUUCGAGUUGUAUGUACAUGUAUAUUAUUUGCAUGCUACUUCCAUCAAAUUUGUACAAGUUAUGUUCACGACUUGUCAUUAAGUCUUGAGAAUGAAAUUAACCUUUUCCCCCAUACUGUCAUCUAUGGACUUUGAACCUGGGUGCAAAUAUAUGUUGGGUAAGGGUGUCAAUAUGGCAUGUGGAGCCUAUUGAACUUUGCAAACCAGACGUUUUCAAAACCAUGGAUGUAUGGCUUUCUGCUUCCGUUUUCAUGGCUACAUGGAGACCUCACAGAUUUGAUUUUCUAACCUUUAAAUAAUUUAAUGAUGAAUCUGUGAUACUUGUUCAAGUCUAUUAUGCAAAUUCUCUAAAACCAUGAUUAUGAGUAAUAAUUGAGGCAUUUGUCAGUAUAUUGUCAGUGCAUCAGUAAAACACCUUUGAGGACUUUGAAACAACACCACAAUCGGCAGAAUCGGGAUAAAAUUUCCCGAUUUUGCAUCUGGUUACGCAUGCACAUUGAUUAGUAACCAAAGUCACCAAGUGGUAGACUUACCUAUGCUCAUGUGUGACAAGAUACAAAAUCUGGAAAUUUCUUGAACUUCUGCCACCCUUCCUCAAAGUAGUACAUGUAUUCUAUUCUAAAAUUUGGAAUGACCAGAAGGAAAUGUGGCUGUUUUGUUUUGCUGAGUACAGUCUACUGAUUCAGACUUUGCUUGUGAAAGGAAUUUGACAGGCUGAUUCCUAUUUGUGGUUUUAGAGUAUACGUAGACAUGUACCUCUUCUACAUUAGUGUUGGAUCACGUUUGGAGCUUAGCUUCGAGAGGAUUGAUGGAUUUUAAUGAACGAAGUCUGUUUCUGGAAAUAAAUCCAUCUUUCCCUCACAUGCAGCUUAAAUUUAGGAAAUAAAUGAGAGAUUAUUCAAGAGAAAACAUUUUGUGUUAUGCUACAUGUAUGACACUAUGCUUGUAAGGUGUGACGAAGAGGUGGAAGGAUGUUGGUUGUAACUGUGUACAUUGUAUGAUGUAGUUUGAUUUAAGUGUAGUAUUCUGCAUUAGUUGUAAGCGAUUGUUUUUGUAAAUAUUGCCAUAAACAAUACAUGGAUCACGUCUCUAUGUCUGGUUGAAGUCAGGGGAUCGAUUUUGAACUGAUUUUUUUACAUAUAUUUCCCUAUUUCUGUCAUUUGUACCUUUGUACCUCUGUGCUGGCUGUCAUGUUAGAUUUGUCAUCAUCUUAAUUAUCACAGUUAAUCAAGAUUGUUGUACUUGUUCACUCUGCUUUGUAAAUUUUUGAAGUUGAGGGAAGCCAUGUUUAAGUAAUGGUCAUAUGUAACUUACAAUUUGCAUUGCCAAAUCUAUUGAAUGCGGUCUUUUAACUUUUUGUGGAGAGCGCAUAGACUGGCAUAUCUACUUCCCCUUUAAAUUUGAAACUCAAUUGAAACCUGAUCCAGUUUCCAUGAUGUUUUUUGUGUCAUGUCUGUCUGUACGCGACCUUUUUGUGAGAAGGGCUUCGGCUGACUAUUAACCAUCAAGAACGAGAGGGUGAAGAGUUUUGAAGUGGAAUAGUGUCAGAAUUUGGGUCAUUCUGAUCUGGCUGAUAUUGAUGGCCGCUUCCAGUGGAGACUGCUCAGGGGCUUUGAAAGUGUCAAUACAACUUUUAUCCAUGAGCUAAAGUCUCGGUGCAUGACACCUAACCUUGUGGUUAAGUCCUUUGAGGGUUAAUCAUUGUAGCCAGCUUUUCGUGAUGGCUUCUUCACUUGGCUGUGUCUAGGUUCCAUGUUAUUGUACUAUAUGAUGUAAAUGGCAGAAUAUUUUCAAUUUGAAGCAUGUCAUUAUUUAUCUGGUCUAUUUUCUUUAUGGUAAAGGUUACAUGGGGAUAUUUAUUAAUUCCAGGUAAAUAAACUUCAAUGCUUUAAAAUAAUAA
This is a messenger RNA of Lineus longissimus, 7509 nucleotides long. Its product is annotated as echinoderm microtubule-associated protein-like 2. The coding region runs from base 359 to 3832 and encodes 1157 amino acids. Lineage: Eukaryota; Metazoa; Nemertea; Pilidiophora; Heteronemertea; Lineidae. Gene Ontology annotation, molecular function: microtubule binding. The record is from RefSeq and is a predicted model, not a curated record. Gene Ontology annotation, biological process: microtubule cytoskeleton organization. Gene Ontology annotation, cellular component: mitotic spindle. The transcript has 21 exons.